CCUCCCUAUUCAGUCUUCACCUUCUUUUUCAUUCCUUUUAUUUUUCCUUUAUUUUUUUCUCUCCUUUUUCAUUUCUUCUUCUUCUUAGUCUUCCCGCCGGUCGUUUUAACACUUUUUUAUUCUUCAUCGCUUUCCCGUCUUCCCUUUUCCUCUUCUGCACCAGUCCAGUCUGCUGCUCCUGCCGGCGGUCUUCCCUUUUCCUCUUCUGCACCAGUCCAGUCUGCUGCUCCUGCCGGCGGUCUCCUUGGCCGUCGUUUCUCCCUUCUUCGGCCGGAUCGACGUUGUCUUGGGCUGGAACUGGCCCUCAGCAGGUCAUUACUUGCUAGGACAUGACAAUGCCUGCCAUUUCACCAUUGUUAAGGCUUUUUGCUGUGAAGCAUUCCCGAACAUCUCAUUGCAAUAUAGCAUACCUAUCAAAGUGCUCGUCGAGGGACAUUCAUAUGGAAAGAAGUAGUCAUAUUGACCUGAGAGGCGCUUUGAUUGUUCUAGAAGGUCUGGAUCGAUGUGGGAAGACGUCUCAAUGUGGGAGAUUACAUUCUUACAUAAAAGAGUCGGGACGUUCAGUCGAAUCAUGGAGAUAUCCCGAUAGAAACACAGGUGUUGGGCAGAUGAUUUCUUCGUAUCUAACAAACCAAACACAUUUGGACGACCACACGAUCCAUUUGCUCUUCAGUGCAAAUCGGUGGGAGAAGAGAUCGUUGAUGGAGUCUAAGCUGAGGAGCGGAACCACACUCAUUGUUGAUCGAUAUGCUUUUUCUGGGGUCGCUUUUUCAUCCGCCAAAGGACUUGACGUCGAGUGGUGCAAGGCUCCAGAGGCAGGAUUGCUAGCUCCGGAUCUAGUUAUAUAUCUCGACAUAUCGCCAGAGAAAGCUGCCGAGAGGGGCGGUUAUGGAGUUGAGAGGUACGAGCAGCUCGAGUUUCAGAAAAAAGUUGCUGAUUCGUAUAAGAUGCUUAGCGAUUCGACAUGGAAGAUAGUAGAUGCAACUCUUCCUGUCGAAGACAUCGAGAAAAAAGUGCGCGACAUGGCCAUGGAGUGCGUAGUGAUGUGCGAAAAAGGGAAGCCUUUGUCGAAGCUCUGGCACAAUUAGAUCGAUGGGCGAAUGCAGAUGAAGAAGAGGCGAUGUACGAGUUAAUCGGUGAUCGGGUUUUCGUCGAUGGUUAGUUUUGGAGGGACUAUGUUGAUUAAUGAUGCUGCAUUUUGAAAGGUAUCCCUAAGAAAUACCAACAGAAGUUUUAUUUAUUCAAAUGGCUAUAGAUGCUAUCACUUUUAAUUUUGUUGAAUUGGAAUUUGGAAGGAAUGUUGUGGUUGUGUUUAUGUUAACUCUAGAUUACAUAUUUUGCUUAUAAUUGUGGGAAGCGUUGAUUUUUAAUUUUAGGACAAACUUUUUUUAGUCCCUCCUGUUUGACUUCUUUUAUCGUCUUAGAACUUUAGUGAUCGUGUCCUCUCGU
This is a messenger RNA of Andrographis paniculata, 1449 nucleotides long. Its product is annotated as thymidylate kinase. Bases 330 to 1088 code for a protein of 252 amino acids. Lineage: Eukaryota; Viridiplantae; Streptophyta; Magnoliopsida; Lamiales; Acanthaceae. Gene Ontology annotation, cellular component: nucleus; cytoplasm; cytosol. Gene Ontology annotation, biological process: dTTP biosynthetic process; dUDP biosynthetic process; dTDP biosynthetic process. The record is from RefSeq and is a predicted model, not a curated record. The transcript is spliced from 8 exons. Gene Ontology annotation, molecular function: ATP binding; dTMP kinase activity.